UGUCCUCGGCUGUUCAGAGAAACCGGGUGAGAUGUUUCUUAUUUUACCACAAGCCUCCCCCAGCCGAUUCUCAUACCAACACUGUGCACCAAAAAGCAGAAGUGAUCAGGAGGAUGUGUGCCAGACAGCUCACUUGUGUCCAGGACUAAGCGGUAGCACUUUGCUGUUGUCUGUGAUUCGGCGCACAUGCUGUCCUAAGAGGGUGUUAUGAGCCCCUAGAAGAGGAGGCCCAAAAUGUCUUAUCUUCCCAGAGCAGCCGCUGAGCUCCAGCCCUCUCUGGAGUAGUACACCCCGUCUCAGUGGGAAACUUAACCAGUCUCCCCUUCCUUCCCUGGCUGGGAGCAGCCGUCAGCAUGGAGGAUACCACAGCCAUAGUCACCACAGUCCAUUGUGCACCAGUCACCAAAGCUGCAAAGCAGCAGGCCCCAGGUGAUGAGGAGGACGAGGAAGCCGGGGGCUGGGACAUAGGAACAGAAAGCUGGAACACACAGAGUGCCGCUUCUGCUGCGAUGAAACUCCCUGUGCUCACGCAGCCUGGCCUGGGGGUAACCACGACAACAGUGACCACCAUCACUCAGACGGGAGGGGAUUGGAGCAGCAGUCUGUUCAACGUGUGUGGAGACAGGACCACAUGUCUCUUAGGGGCCUUUGUGCCCUGUUGUUUGGACCUGAGUCUGGCCCACCAGUACGGGGAGUGUCUGUGUCUGCCCCUGCUCCCUGGCUCCACAUUCGCCAUGCGGGUGGGCAUCAGGGAGAAAUACAAGAUACAGGGCAGCGUCUGUGAGGACUGGACUACAGUGUAUUGCUGCUACCCCCUGGCCAUCUGUCAGAUGAUCCGAGAGAUGAAGAGGAGGAUGAAGAGCCAAACCUACAAGGUAUCCACUGCACUAGAGUGUUCCUGACAACAUGGCUGUCUGUGUGUUUGAUUCAUUCAUCCAGGUCAGGACCACAUCUUAUUCAUAUUACAAUAUUCAUGAUCUAACCUUGGUAACUAUAGCAAACUUGGCUUGUGUAUAGAACCUUCAGAGGCUCAUGUCAUUUCAUUGGUGCAUCACUGAUGUCUACAUAUUACUAUGUCACAGAUGGAUGGAUGAUUACUAUGUCACAGAUGGAUGAUUACUAUGUCACAGAUGGAUGAUUACUAUGUCACAGAUGGAUGAUUACUAUGUCACAGAUGGAUGAUUACUAUGUCACAUAUGGAUGGAUGAUUACUAUGUCACAGAUGGAUGAUUACUAUGUCACAGAUGGAUGGAUGAUUACUAUGUCACAGAUGAAUGGAUGAUUACUAUGUCACAGAUGGAUGAUUACUAUGUCACAGAUGGAUGAUUACUAUGUCACAGAUGGAUGAUUACUAUGUCACAGAUGGAUGAUUACUAUGUCACAGAUGGAUGGAUGAUUACUAUGUCACAGAUGGAUGGAUGAUUACUAUGUCACAGAUGGAUGGAUGAUUACUAUGUCACAGAUGGAUGGAUGAUUACUAUGUCACAGAUGGAUGGAUGAUU
Messenger RNA from Oncorhynchus gorbuscha (pink salmon), 1502 nucleotides. Its product is annotated as cornifelin homolog A-like. The coding region runs from base 354 to 902 and encodes 182 amino acids. The record is from RefSeq and is a predicted model, not a curated record. NCBI's taxonomy places the organism in Eukaryota, Metazoa, Chordata, Actinopteri, Salmoniformes, Salmonidae. The transcript has 5 exons.